CUGUCAAAUAUUUAUUUUCUUGUCUGGUCAUUCUAAGACUCCAAAUAUUUCUAAGUUUUGGUGAUUGGCCAUAAUAGUCCAGUUCAGUAAUCAAGAAAUGACAACUAUGCACUUCGUUUACGGAAUAGCUCUGGGUAACGCUCGACGAGCACGACGUAUGUAUGGUGAUCGAUUUCCACAACGCCCGCUGCCUAAUAUACAGGUACAAACUUUCAUCAACAUUCACGCCCGGCUAUGUGAAGCAUGCAGUUUCAAGAGAUACACACAUGUUGCAGGAAGACCCACAAGUGUAAGAACCAUCCAAAUCGAAGAAGCUGUGCUUAAUAAAAUUGAAGAGGACCCUACAACAAGUGUAUAAAUAGUGAGUGUAUGGGCAUCAAAGAAACAAAGUGGUUGGCGGGUGCGGUUCCAGGAGUUCGAAUGGUGGAUCAACCUGGAUUUACGCUAAAGCGAUAUCCGCAAAAGAUUGGACUUUCCUGUUCAGCGGUCACAUCUACGAUGUGAGGAAAUAUGGU
Acanthoscelides obtectus is the source of this 515-nucleotide messenger RNA. Lineage: Eukaryota; Metazoa; Arthropoda; Insecta; Coleoptera; Chrysomelidae. The record is from the annotation of a GenBank genome assembly.